Messenger RNA from Lampris incognitus (smalleye Pacific opah), 1747 nucleotides. RefSeq names its product achalasia, adrenocortical insufficiency, alacrimia (gene aaas). Gene Ontology annotation, biological process: nucleocytoplasmic transport. Gene Ontology annotation, molecular function: protein binding. The coding region runs from base 103 to 1659 and encodes 518 amino acids. Lineage: Eukaryota; Metazoa; Chordata; Actinopteri; Lampriformes; Lampridae. The record is from RefSeq and is a predicted model, not a curated record. The transcript has 17 exons. Gene Ontology annotation, cellular component: nuclear pore.
CCGGUCUUAAAAUCUGAUACUACCACUACUUUAGGGGUCCGUUAAGAAUCCGGUUUUAAAUUAUGGUGUUUUGUAGGGGUUUUACUGUUGGACCAUAAGAAGAUGUGCUCUUUGGCACUGUUCCCCCCUCCAUUGCCCUCGGGACAGACGAUCCUGUACGAGUCAAACAACGAGUUGGUGUCUGGACCCACGACGGACAGCUGUCUGAAUCAGGAGUUUAGUCCUCAAAACCUUUACUUUCCUCGGGAGUCACUAAAGCCUCACAGCCGAACAGAGAGUAGCAGUAAAGCAGCCUUUUUGGUCCACUGUGAGACACUGUGGAUGCGGAGUGCAGCUGCCUGGCGGGAUGCAGGUCUCACAGGGCUUCUAAAUGAAAUUGCCAAUUCAAGUACAGAGGUGCCCAAAUGGCUUUCUUUGAGUUCUGGCUUUGUCUUGGCAUUGCUUCAGAGGGUCUCCUCUUUCCAUAGCUCCUUGUUUCCACACCUCACAUUGACUAGUGAGGACAUGAUUGCUGAGUUUUCCCAGGUGUUAAAAUGGUCUGAUUGUUCAGUCCGAGCCUUUGCUUGGCAUCCUCAUACAGACAAGUUCGCUGUAGCUUUAUUGGACGAUUCAAUUAAGAUCUACAACUCUAAGAGCGCCACAAUUCCCAUACUGAAGCACCGUCUACAGAGAAGUGUUGCUGCUGUGCAAUGGAAACCACUUUGUGCAUCUGCCCUGGCUGUUGCCUGUCAGAAUUUUUUGCUGGUCUGGCAUGUAGAUCCCUGCUCACUGUCAACCAGGCCAGCCUCUGGCUGUGCUCAGGUAUUAUCUCACCCUGGCCACUCUCCAGUCACCUCUAUUGCAUGGUCCCCAAGUGGAUCUCUGCUUCUGUCAGCCUCGCCCAUGGACACAGCCAUGAUGAUAUGGGAUGUAGCAGUAGAGCGCUGUGUGCCACUUCAGCGGGUGGGAGGGGGAGGGGUGACCCACCUGUCCUGGUCACCUGAUGGCAGCCUCGUACUGGCUUCUACACCUUCUGCCUUAUUCAGAGUUUGGGAGACCAGAAUGUGGACGUGUGAGCGGUGGCCAUGUUUGAAGGGCCGUUGUCAGUCUGGUUGUUGGAGUCCAGAUGGGAGGCAACUUCUUUUCGCUGUACAGGGAGAGGCUGUCAUCUAUGCCCUGUCCUUCAGUGAUUCACCAGCACCUUCAGGAACAUUAAGAGGACCAAAGACUGCAAUGGUGGUGGCCGACCUGUCGGAGACAACCUUCAAAACGGCAGACGCAGAUAUCAUGGUUGGUGGAGAGAUCCAAGCUCUGGCCUGGGACCCAAGAGGAGAAAGGCUUGCAGUGCUUCUCAAAGGUGACCCCGAAGCAGCAGACCGCCCUGCUAUGAUAGCAGUGUUCAAGACUGCAACCACUCCCAUGUUAGAGCUCCUGCCAUGUGGUUUUAUUCAGGGGGAGCCCGGGACAGAGCCAAGACUAAUGCAGUUUCACCCUCAUUUUGAACAUGGAGCCCUGCUCACUGUGUGUUGGUCCAAUGGAAGAAUUACCCACGUGCCUUUCUACUUCCUGAGUGUGGGGGUCCUCCAUCUUGGCCUGAAUGGCAGCUCCCAACUGCCUCUCCCCCAGGACAGGCCUGCUGACUAUGCCAAUCAGACCCUUUAUACAAAGCUCACCUCUUAAGCUACCCACACUCCUUACAUAUUUGCACUCUCAUUUUGCAACUUUCAUUAAUACAUCUCAUCAAUAAAUAUUAAUUGUAUAAUUCUCU